Filobasidium floriforme is the source of this 1933-nucleotide messenger RNA. RefSeq names its product putative MSF transporter. The transcript is spliced from 11 exons. Bases 148 to 1611 code for a protein of 487 amino acids. Gene Ontology annotation, biological process: transmembrane transport. Gene Ontology annotation, molecular function: transmembrane transporter activity. Lineage: Eukaryota; Fungi; Basidiomycota; Tremellomycetes; Filobasidiales; Filobasidiaceae. The record is from RefSeq and is a predicted model, not a curated record.
CUCGCCCGGACCGAAGCCCGAAAAUAGAGAGAUAGGGGGUUCGAUUUUGACUCGGAGACCCGAUCUUGAUCUCGAUCGAACGAUAUAGACAUAAAGACAACGCUAUGACCCCGAGCACACAGAGAACGGGUCCUAGGACGCUCAGGAAUGGCAGGAUAUGGUGAUUCGCAGAACCGAAUCACAGUAGCGGUAGGGAUGGGUUCUGACCUUCCUCUAGAAGCCGAAACCGAGGUCAAAGACGGCUUACAAACGCCGACGUAUCCAAGCUAUGCGACUCAGCACGGGUCUGGGCUGAGUACGGCUUCGUUCGGCCACAGGCUUGUCAUAGCAUGUCUCUCAGCCAUCAACGCCGUCUCAAUAGGACCUACCCAAGAAGCAGGAACUGCCUACUUCAGUGUAUCCGGUACUCAAUACCUUCUGUCAAACACAGGUCUCAUGCUCGGUAUCGCCUUCGCGCCUAUGGCCCUCAACCCGCUCAGCGAGCUUCUCGGCCGGGUCAAGACGUUCGGAAUCUCCAUGUCUCUCUAUACCCUACUCUUCAUUCCCCAAACUUUGACAAGGUCCUACGCGGGGUUCGUCAUCAGCCGACUCCUCAUCGGGGUCUUUGGGAGCGUGGCUAGCAGCAUGAUCGCGGGGACCUUGGUAGAUAUGUACGGCUCGAAGACUCGAGGACGAGCGAUGAACGCUUUCACCUUGAGCAUAUUCAUCGGACAAGGGGUGGGACCGGCAAUAGCCGCCCAUAUUGCCGAGAAGACGGAUUACCGAUGGGUCUGGGGGUAUCAAGGGAUAGCGUCAGCCGUCGGAUUGGCUUGGUACUUGAGCGUAGCUAAGGAAACAAGACCCAGCUUGCCACCGGUCGAGUUUGACGACGAAUCUCAUGCGAUCUCGAAACGAUGGCGACAUCUACUGGAUGCGAUCUCCGUUUCGAUCACCCGACCUUUCGUCUACCUUACCACCGAACCCAUCGUCAUAGCCCUCUCACUCUGGGUUGGAUUCGCUUGGGGCGUCAUCUUCCUGUUCGCCAGCAGCGUUUUUGUCGUGUUCGGUUCCUAUGGGUUUUCCGUCUCGGAAUGUUCCCUCUUCCUCAUUCCUGUGGCAAUCGGAGGUUGCCUUGCUUCUGUUGCGAGUCUACAUCAGGAUCAUAUAUACUCUCGAGCGAGUCAUCGUGCAAGUCCUGCCAAGGCGGCACCCGAGGCCCGACUACAUCAUCCGUGCGUAGGCGGAGUGAUGUUAGCAGCCGGACUCUGGUUCUACGCCUGGACCGCUCGACCAUCAAUACACUGGAUCGUCCCCGGCAUAGCCUUGGUGAUCGUCAACGCAGGCACUUUCUCAAUCUACCUCGGUGUCUACUCAUACCUCUCCGACGCUUACGAACAUUUUUCGAGCAGCGCCAACGCCUCGCAAUCGUUCGUCCGCAAUGUACUCGGCGCAGUCUUCCCUUUAUUCGCCCGCCGAUUGUACCAAGCGCUAGGUCCUCCCCAAGCUGGUUCGAUAGUAGCAGCGUUCGCCACAAUCUUGGCAGCUGUACCUUUCCUGCUAGUCCGUUACGGAGCUGUAUUGCGAGCUCGAAGUAGAGCGACGAGCGAGAUACAAGCUUUAUUAAAAUCAUGAUUUCGAUCGAUCGAACUCGCGAGAAAGUUUGUCAGGUUUCAUUCCGCAUGGACUUAAAGGCAAAGUCCGAAUAUCCGAGAUCUCACCCAUUAGGUCGACUGUCAUGAUCAUACACAGCCAUGCUUUCCUCUACGUCGACAAGCGGGCUCCCAGCGAGGUAAGCGUUGUUCGAUCAGCUGGGCUGUCCAGGCUGUACUCGCAGCUGACAAGUCGGGACGCCGAUCGGGGCAGAGCAGCGGAACGGUCAGCGGCUGACAUCGUCAUAAUCUCUCGAGCUGAAAUGACUUCAUACAAGCUACCUUGCACCAAUUUCAACCCGCAU